Messenger RNA from Naegleria gruberi, 2102 nucleotides. RefSeq lists its product as uncharacterized. Lineage: Eukaryota; Heterolobosea; Eutetramitea; Acrasida; Naegleriidae. The record is from RefSeq and is a predicted model, not a curated record. Bases 1 to 1644 code for a protein of 547 amino acids. The transcript is spliced from 2 exons.
AUGCCAAGAACAAGAAGCUCUACCACCAAGAAACAAUCUACCAAGAGAAAACAUGAAGAAACAUCAACCUCCGAUGAUUCCGAAAUAAAAAUUAGAAAAAUUAAUAAUAAUAAAAAAAAUCGUGAUGAGGGUGAUGAUGAAGAAAUCGAUAAUCAAAGUGUUGAUAAUCAAGCUACCACAACCAAGAAGAAGGAAUCAAAGAAAGACAGAUGGUACGCUUAUGAAUCAAGUGUAUAUAAAAUUGAUUUGACCACCUUGUUGAGUAAGCUAGUAGCUCUCUCCCAAUCAGAAAUCUUCUUCAAUUUUCAAAAGAUUAGAGAUGAAAUGAUCAAGACAAUCUUGAAGAAUUAUGAAGAAACGUUGAUGAUUGCAGAGAAUAAUAGAAAUUGUUGUUCGAUAUUGACUCACGGUCAAUUGCAUCUCAAUGAAAGCGUUCAAUACAAGAGAAAUCAAUGCAAAAUCAUUCAAGAUGAGAAUUGUCAUGAAGUAUAUUUGUGUGUUCAUUCUCUAGAAUUCACCAAUCAAUCAGCAAAGAAUGAGCAAAUGUUUGCAUGUGAUGGAUGGUUAAUUUACAGAUGUGACAGAAUGAAGGGAGAUGAACAUGCCUUCUCCACAAUUCAUGGCCACAUGAUUGGCGACAAGAUCAAUUCGAAAACUUUGCAUUGGUUGGGAAUUCAUGAUUCACAUUGUACUAUUAGAAGAAUUGAAUGGGAAAUUAAAGAAAUUGUUGAUAAGAAGAAGGAGAAUUUGCCAGAUCCUUCACCGAGGGAGCAGAUUGAGAAAGAACUUGAAAAGUUUAAGGCAAUUCCAUUAGACAAUUUUAUUCCAAACAGAGUGCUUGAGGAUCGUUCAAUGAUUAUUGAGCAGACUGCAAAAUUGUCAACUGCAUCUGAUAUGAUGGUAGUUGCCAAAGAAUUUAAAUUGUGGAAUGAUAAGGAGUUUGUUAUAAAGCUUAUUGAAAAGAGUGAAUAUGACUUGUCCUAUGAAAUACCAAAGAAAUUGAAAAAGGAUAGAGAUGUUAAUCUUGCAUCUGCAAAGAAACAUGGAAUUAUAAGUGAUGGAUUAGAGAAGGAUAGGGAAAUUGUGAUGGCUGCUGCUAGUAGUGGUAAUCUAUCAUGGCUUCCAAAGGAAUUUUCAAAUGAUAGGGAGAUUGUAAUGGCAGCUGUUGCCAAUAAUGGAAGAAUUUUGAGAGGUGUGGGUGAUGAAUUGAAAAAUGAUAGAGAAAUUGUUAGAAAAGCCAUUGAAAAUGAUGGAUGUGCAAUUGCAGACGCCCCAGAAGAAUUUCAGAAAGAUAGAGAACUUGCUGAAAUGGCAGUUAAACAAAAUGGACGUGCCUUUAUUUGUUUGAAAGAAUUUGAAAACGAUAGGGAGCUGCUAAAGAUUGCUAUUAAAGGAGAUACCACCAUUAUUGACAAAUUACCCUUUGCUAUCAAGAAUGAUCGAGAAAUUAUCAUGUUGGCUGUUGAGAAAGAUGGAUUAGCCAUCAAAUAUGCUUCAGCUGAUUUGAGAAAUCAAAAGGAUAUUGUCAUGAAAGCUAUUGAAAAAAAUCCUGAUGUACUUUGUUAUACUCCUUUUGAAAUGAGAAAUGAUCCAGAAAUUAAGGAAUAUCAUAGCAAACUAAUUGCAGAAAGACAAAAUAAAUAACUUAUUCUGAAUCGAGAUCAAUACCAUCAAAUAGUUUUAGGCGAGCCAUUCUGCUGAUGAAGGUAGAGGAAUAAAGUAACGAUUCUCCUCGACUGAAUACUGACUAAGGAAUUCAUUUUCAAAAAACCAAUUCCAAAUAUUCUCAAUUCCCUCUCCAGUCUUUGCAGAGCAGGACAUGUACUUGAAUCGGUAAUUAUUCCACAACAAGUUGUAUGUUGAUAAAUAAGAAGAAGUUUCGAAUGUCUUGAAUAAUUCUGAUUCCAAGACGGAUCUAAGUUCCUUAUCUGGUAUGCAAUCUGUCUUAUUGGCGAGUAAUAAAAUAGAGAGUGGUUUGGCAUUUCCAUCAUCUUGUUGAGUGUCCACAUUGUUCAUUAGUUUGUCGAAACUUUCUCUUGCUUCUUGGAAUCUUUGUCUAUUGGAAAGGUCAACAACCAUGACAAGUAAAUCAGGAGCAUUUG